AUGAAGGAUGGACCAUUGAAGCAAGCCCUGAAGGACGGCACGGUGCAGUUCCAUGAGCACCCGUACAAGCACUACACAGCUGCCGUGGAUUUUGCCAAGCUGGAGCCAUCCGAGCUGCAGCUGCACAGGAUGCGCCUGUCAAUGACUGAGUCGGGUGAAGCUGCAACCAAGGUCGGCUCCGUGGUGACUGAAGAGUCUGUGUGGUCAUUCUAUGUCCCCCUGCCUCACCAGUACCCUCCAGCAGAGGCAGAUGCAGCGUCAUGGGCGGAUCCAGACUUUCACCAGACCUAUUAUCAAAAAUUGUGGAACUUGACUACAAAGCAGGCAGCCAUCCAGGCCGGGAAGCGAUGGACAGGGCCAUCUUUGGGCGUUCCAGCUUUUGAAGACCGCUUUGCAGCGGUGCUGAUGGGUGCUUUGACAUCUGAGGCUUCCAACUGCAAGAUCGUCCAUUUCAAGUUGCAAGCUAGCGAUGCGUCCGCUGGGAUGGCCCACAUGGAUGCUGUAGCAGAACUUUGGUGGCCCAAGGACGUGAAAUCUUUGCUGCCCCGCAUGGAGUGGUCCAUCCAGAAUUGCUCCCUCAUUUUGAUGCCCCUCCCAGGUUUGGUAAGUUUGUCUGACCACCAAGAGCUGAAGUCUGCAGCGUCUGCAAGCGACACUUCUGUCAAGAAGAGGCUUGAGGAUGAAAUCACCAGAGCCAACAAGAAAGCCCGGAGAUUGGAGGGUCUUCUGAAUGACCUGACUUUUGGCAUGAUUACGCCUGAUGAAGCAGACGCAACCUGUGCGGAAGUGCUGGGAGGCCUUGGAGACGUGUGA
Molecule: messenger RNA, 813 nt
Organism: Cladocopium goreaui
Lineage: Eukaryota; Dinophyceae; Suessiales; Symbiodiniaceae
Source: the annotation of a GenBank genome assembly